CGUCAUCAUUUAACCACGUGGGCCGAAAAAAAUACAUAUAUAAAAGGUAGAAGAAGCCAUUGUUCGCGUUAUAAAGAAGUAGCUAGCGAACAUGGCAUCAACAAGCCGUGGAGACGGCCUGACCCUUCCUAAGGUACAGUGCCCCAACCACCCAGACGCCAUGCUGGUGGAAGACUACAGAGCAGGGGAUAUGAUCUGCCCCGAGUGUGGCCUUGUAGUGGGUGACAGGGUGAUUGACGUCGGCUCAGAGUGGAGGACCUUCACCAAUGAGAAAGCCACCAAAGACCCGUCUAGAGUGGGCGACGCCCAGAACCCACUCCUCAACGGGGGAGACUUGACCACCAUGAUCAGCAAGGGAACAGGCGCGGCUAGUUUUGACGAGUUCGGCAACUCCAAGUACCAGAACCGGCGGACCAUGAGCAGUUCAGACCGUGCCAUGCUAAACGCCUUCAAAGAGAUUACCACCAUGGCCGACCGGAUCAACCUACCAAGGAACAUCAUAGACCGAACAAAUAACUUAUUUAAGCAAGUGUAUGAACAGAAGAGCCUGAAGGGGCGGGCCAACGACGCCAUCGCAUCAGCCUGCCUUUACAUCGCCUGCAGACAAGAGGGCGUGCCUCGGACGUUUAAAGAGAUCUGCGCCGUGUCCCGCAUCUCCAAGAAGGAGAUCGGCCGCUGCUUCAAACUGAUCCUCAAGGCCCUGGAGACCAGCGUGGACCUCAUCACCACCGGAGACUUCAUGUCCCGCUUCUGCUCCAACCUGGGCCUGCCGAAGCAGGUGCAGAUGGCGGCCACCUACAUCGCCCGGAAGGCCGUGGAGCAGGACCUGGUGCCCGGCAGGAGCCCCAUCUCUGUGGCCGCUGCUGCCAUCUACAUGGCCUCCCAGGCCUCCGCUGAGAAGAAGACCCAGAAAGAGAUUGGAGACAUCGCCGGUGUGGCAGACGUCACAAUCAGACAGUCGUACCGACUCAUCUACCCCCGUGCAGCUGACCUCUUCCCCCCGGACUUCAAAUUCGACACCCCUGUGGACAAACUGCCCCAGCUGUGAAGACCCCCUCGCCCCGAUGACACUUUAAAGGUUAUUUUUCUAGUUUUUAAUCUAUUAGCAAUUUCUUUCCCCCUUGUUAAUUAACUUAAGACUUCAGGCCAUUGUGAAGGCACUUUUUGCAGGAAUACAGAUAAGUACAGGACACACAUUCCAAUACUUAAAAAAAAAUGAGAUUGCAAACUGUACUUACAGUAUUUCAUUUGAGUGUAUAUAUACUGUAUAUAUGUCCAAGUGGGAAAAUGUAAUUGGUGCUUGCAAUAUUAGGCUGGUUUCAUACUAUAUGCAUUUUCUUUUGUAGGAAAUGCAGGUUCUAUUUUGUUAGCUUGUUUGCUUUGUAUUAAGUAAAUCAAAUGAUUUUCUGAAAAGCGUGUUGAAAACCUCAUGCAUUGAUUAACAUUAAACUUUGUUUACAGAAUGAGA
This is a messenger RNA of Oncorhynchus tshawytscha (Chinook salmon), 1468 nucleotides long. Its product is annotated as transcription initiation factor IIB. Gene Ontology annotation, molecular function: TBP-class protein binding; RNA polymerase II general transcription initiation factor activity. The transcript is spliced from 7 exons. NCBI's taxonomy places the organism in Eukaryota, Metazoa, Chordata, Actinopteri, Salmoniformes, Salmonidae. Bases 92 to 1048 code for a protein of 318 amino acids. Gene Ontology annotation, cellular component: nucleus; transcription preinitiation complex. The record is from RefSeq and is a predicted model, not a curated record. Gene Ontology annotation, biological process: transcription initiation at RNA polymerase II promoter; transcription preinitiation complex assembly.